AUGGAAUUGCCUUCAUCCCAUGCUCCCAGAUCACAUGUAACAUUGGUGAGAAGUGUAUUGAGGACCCACAAGGAGCCAAAUGUGUUCCAAAGGAGACCAAGAAACCAUCAAGAGAUUAAGCAAAUCCACACCGGUGAGGUAUAUAUAUCCCUGAACUUGGAUAUAUCAUCAAAUAAA
Messenger RNA from Acytostelium subglobosum LB1, 177 nucleotides. RefSeq lists its product as hypothetical. The record is from RefSeq and is a predicted model, not a curated record. NCBI's taxonomy places the organism in Eukaryota, Evosea, Eumycetozoa, Acytosteliales, Acytosteliaceae. The transcript has 2 exons. The annotation marks the transcript as partial.